Molecule: messenger RNA, 1212 nt
Organism: Penicillium olsonii
Lineage: Eukaryota; Fungi; Ascomycota; Eurotiomycetes; Eurotiales; Aspergillaceae
Source: the annotation of a GenBank genome assembly
AUGGCUACCUCACAACCCCCUCUACGGUUUACAGGCCAUCACAACCUGGUAUACCGUCUGGUAUUGUCAACCCUCACCGGACGCACCAUUCAUAUCUCGCAAAUUCGGUCAUCGUCGCCCACGAACCCAGGUCUUGCACCUCAUGAAAUUUCUUUCAUUCGUCUCUUGGACGCAGUUACCAAUGGAUCUCAGGUGGAGAUCUCUUACACAGGUACAAUCCUGGUAUACAAACCGGGUUUGAUCACAGGCAGCACCUCCGGCACUGGAGCCUCCGGCGGCAUGAUCAACUAUGAGCUUCCCUCGAACUGCAACCGCGGCCUCAGCUACUACCUCAUUCCCCUCUGUUUGAUGGCGCCAUUCGCCAAGGCACCCAUGAAAGUCUUCUUCUCCGGACCCGGCGUGAUCACCUCCUCCACCCCGACCGGUGAUAUGUCCGUCGACAGCGUCCGAACCGCCAUCCUCCCUCUGUACAACCAAUUUGGUAUCUUCAACAACAUUGAGCUCCGUAUUCUCAAGCGAUCAAACCCCGGCCCAACUGGUAGGGGAGGUGGUGGUGAAGUGCAGCUCGUGUUCGGUCACCAGGUCCGCCUGCCGAAGACUCUGCACUUGAUGAACGCUGGUCGCAUCAAGCGUAUUCGCGGUGUGGUAUACUCCGUCGGUGUGUCGGGCUCCAACAACGCUCGCAUGAUUGAGACUGCCCGUGGUAUUCUCAACCCUCUCAGCCCGGAUACUUAUAUCUUCUCCGACGUCGCAAACGCACCGUUGGUUCCAGCUCCCGAUAAGACCAACCCUCAAGCAAAGAGGAAGAUUGGUCUUGGAUUUGGUCUCUCUUUGGUAGCAGAGUCGUCCACAGGCUGUCUGUUCUCGGCUGAUGUUGCCUCCCCGCCAUCCGGUGGCACCGCCCCCGAGGAUAUUGGAAAGCAGUGCGCAUACCAACUUUUGGAGAAUGUCGCCAAGGGAGGUUGCGUCGCCCCGGCUGCCGCUGCUACCAUGUUUACUCUCAUGACCAUGGGCUCUGAAGACGUGGGUCGUCUGCAGGUCGGCCGCGAGGUGAUUGCGGACCCCAGUGUGAUCCAGCUUGCCCGCGACUUGUCCAAGUUCGGUGCUCCUGGCUGGGGCAUUCGGGAUGCCGCGGGCGAAAACGAGCACGGCGAUGUUAUCGUCAGUGUCGUCGGCCGUGGAAUUGGCAAUGUCGGCCGAAAGGUCGCUUAA